Molecule: messenger RNA, 2717 nt
Organism: Elaeis guineensis (African oil palm)
Lineage: Eukaryota; Viridiplantae; Streptophyta; Magnoliopsida; Arecales; Arecaceae
Product: protein CNGC15b
Biological process (GO): transmembrane transport; monoatomic ion transport
Cellular component (GO): membrane
Molecular function (GO): monoatomic ion channel activity
Source: RefSeq, a predicted model, not a curated record
AGAGAGAUAAAGAUGUGAGACAAUGAAAGAAUAUCUAUUUGAAGAAAAACGAUGAAAGGAUAUCUUUGUUAUCCUUUGACAGCUUAUCAUUGACAGUACUAUUAUUUUUUAAUAAUUUCCUUAUUAAGAAACUUUUGUGUUUCAUAAAACAAUUGGGUUCAUGCACCAAACCCUAGCAGGAUUAAACUACACUUCAUCUAUUGUCGCUGGAAGAAGCAAAACUUCUAGAGGGAAGAAGGAGAGAAUGAAAAGGAGAACAACUAGAGUGAUCCAAUCUUCAAUAGAUCCAUAGACAUGCUACGUUGCUAAUUCGACAAUAGCAUCAAUUCGAUGCCUCAUGUUUCGAUGCCUUCAUACUGCAACGAUAUAUAAACAGGCAAUAGAUUGACGACACAGAAGAGGAUUCAUCACAAAACACAAUGGCGUAUGGUAGCUCAAGAUCUGUCAGAUUUUAUGAUGAUGUUGAAGUUGCAAAACCAACAAAAUGCAAUGCAAACAAUUUGGCCAAACGUACAUACAACAUUUAUGGGGCAUGGAGACGGAAAUCAGGAUCAAAGAUCUGUCCCGAGAAGCCCAGCAAAUCAUUCAAGGAGAAACUACUGUCUCGAGUCUUCUCGGAGGAUUAUGAAUCUUUAAUGAGUGUUGAGAGGAAGUUCUUAGAUCCUCAUGGACGCAUAAUUCAAGGAUGGAACAAAACAUUCUUGGUGGCAUGUCUGGUUUCACUCUUCCUUGACCCUCUGUUUUUUUACCUGCCCAGAACUCAGAGAGCAGUGUGCAUAGAAAUAGGGGUACCACUUGAAGUAGCUCUCACAGUGCUACGCUCCCUAGCAGAUGUGUUCUAUGCUGUUCAAAUCUUUGUUCGCUAUCAAACAGCAUUUGUAGCUCCAUCCUCUCGGGUAUUUGGGAGAGGCGAGCUUGUUAUUGAUUCCUACAAGAUUGCUUCAAGGUAUCUAUCCAGGGGCUUCUGUCUAGACUUCAUUGCUGCGUUGCCUCUUCCACAGUUUCUGAUAUGGAUUGUCAUUCCCAACCUAAGAGGUUCCACAAUGGCUCAUACGAAGAACCUCCUUCGCUUUAGCAUCAUCCUGCAGUACCUCCCAAGGCUAUUCUUAAUAUUUCCACUCUCAAAGCAAAUUGUAAAGACAACAGGAGUGAUGACUGAGACUGCAUGGGCAGGAGCUGCAUACAACCUCGUACUCUACAUGCUUGCAAGCCAUGUUCUAGGAGCAUGUUGGUAUCUUCUGUCAAUCGAGCGACAAGAAGCAUGCUGGAGAGAGGCCUGCCAUCUUGAAAGCUCAUCUUGUCAGUACCAAUAUUUCGAUUGUAGAAGCAUCGACAAUUCUUCGAACAACUGGUAUCAAUCAAGCAAUAUAACAGAUCUAUGCGACCCAAAUAAGAAUUUCUAUCAGUUUGGGAUCUAUGCUGAUGCAGUGACCUUUAAUGUCACAUCCUCACCAUUCCUCCAGAAGUACUUUUACUGCUUCUGGUGGGGACUGAAGAAUCUAAGCUGUCUGGGACAAAAUCUCUCAACAAGUACAUAUGUAGGAGAAAACAGCUUUGCCAUUAUUAUCGCCAUUGUUGGAUUGGUGCUCUUUGGUUUGCUCAUUGGCAAUAUGCAAUCCUAUCUCCAAGCAACAACAGUCCGAUUGGAGGAAUGGAGGCUCAAGAGGACUGACACGGAGCAAUGGAUGCGUCACCGGCAGCUGCCACCAGAGUUGAAGCAGUCCAUUCGAAGAUACCAAGAGCAUAGAUGGGUGGCAACCCAAGGGGUGGACGAAGAAGAACUGCUUCAGGACCUUCCCACGGAUCUGCGCAGAGACAUCAAGCGCCAUCUAUGUCUCGACUUGGUUCGAAGGGUGCCGCUGUUCGAUCAGAUGGAUGAUCGAAUGCUGGACGCCAUCUGCGAGCGGCUGAAGCCGGCCCUCUACACGCAUGGCACAUACCUCGUUCACGAGCUCGACCCCGUCAACGAGAUGCUGUUCAUCAUCCGGGGCUACCUCGACUCCUACACCACCAACGGCGGCCGCACCGGCUUCUUCAACUGCUGCCGGAUCGGGCCCUCCGAGUUCUGCGGCGAGGAGCUACUGACGUGGGCGCUCGAUCCCCGUCCGGCGGCCUUCCUCCCCUCGUCGACGCGCACCGUCCAAGCGGUGUCGGAGGUGGAAGCAUUCGCGCUGGUGGCCGAUGACCUCAAGUUCGUCGCCUCGCAGUUCCGGAGGCUCCAUAGCAAGCAACUUCGGCACACGUUCAGGUUCUACUCCUACCAGUGGCGCACCUGGGCUGCCUGCUUCAUACAAGCAGCAUGGAGGCGCCAUAAGCGCCGGAGGCCCUCCAUCGAGCUCGAUCUCGAUGACGCGCCGCUUGAGUUGAUGGAGUCGCGGAGAGCGCCAGACCCGGGGACGGGGGCCGCCGUAUUCGUGGCGCGUUUGGUGGCCAGCACGAGGAGGGAAGGCGGCGAGGCAUCAUUGGUGCCGGAUUGUGGCUUGAAGAAGCCAUCGGAACCAGAUUUUUCUGUGGAGGAAGACCGCUAGCUUAUGCUAACCGACGCUCGGUGUAAGUACGUAGUCAAGAAGGAGAAUACUGUGGGAGUGGAAUAUGUACCUUGUUUAACAACCUUUUUAACCUGGUCAAGUAAUAGCAGGUCAUGACUCAUGCCCCUCUAUCUACAAACUGGAGAUUACAUACAUAUUUGACUCACUUAAAGAAUUUGGACUUCAAUA